GUAUUCUUCUUGCGCCGGCACUCAGGCACUCUCAGGCACUGGUACUUCAAGUUAUGUUCUCUUCGAAAGGACUCGCGGCAUUGACACAUGCACGCGUUCUGCUGCGCUCUAGACGACCGUGUUCUUUGCCACAGACAGCAUCAUUGAGUGGCUCAUCAAUUAAGUCCCUUCAAGAUGCUUUCAAGGACCCAUCGUCGCCAUUUCAUAUCGCACCAGGACAGGCAGGUCCUGAAUCUCCAGAUUCUCCUCCCGCACCCCCAGACCCCACUCCAUCUCAGUCCAGCAACCCCACUGUAGUUGGCUCGUUGGCAGAGAAUGGGAGAGCUAAACUGCUUUCUAUGGGUUAUGAUGCAGGGUCAUUAUGGGAGCAAAGUAUUGUAUGGGGGCACCAUGAUUCAUUUCGACACGUUAACAAUGCACACUACCUGCGAUUCAUUGAAUCGGGUCGCAUGGUGUGGCUAAUGGCCCUCGGGAAAGUUCUUGGAGGUGAAGAACGUGUCAAGGCAAUGCUCGCAGGUCAAGGCGUCUCACUCAUACUCAAAUCAACGAACGUCAAUUAUAGAAGACCUGUAACAUUUCCUGACACCCUUUUGAUUGGUCACAAGCCAAUCAUCUCUUCGAGCCGCACGCAUUUCACUCUCAACGCUGCGCUUUAUUCGUAUGCGCAGCAAGCGAUCGUGGCGGACUCGGAUAGCGUGCUUGUUUGGUACGACUAUGACAACCUGAGGAAAUGCGACCCUGGGGAUGACACGUGGCGCGUUAUGAAGGCUGUCUCGGAAGAUGGUCAAGUGAAGGGCUGAUUUCCGUAUGCUUCGACUGGGCUGGAGCUUAGUAUAUGCAUAGUAGAUUGAUUUAUCUUGAAUACUUGGCGCUGGAGCCGCAGUGACUGGCCUGUUUC
Messenger RNA from Suillus fuscotomentosus, 898 nucleotides. RefSeq names its product Thioesterase/thiol ester dehydrase-isomerase. The coding region runs from base 54 to 800 and encodes 248 amino acids. Gene Ontology annotation, molecular function: fatty acyl-CoA hydrolase activity. The record is from RefSeq and is a predicted model, not a curated record. NCBI's taxonomy places the organism in Eukaryota, Fungi, Basidiomycota, Agaricomycetes, Boletales, Suillaceae. The transcript is spliced from 6 exons.